Molecule: messenger RNA, 1584 nt
Organism: Venturia canescens
Lineage: Eukaryota; Metazoa; Arthropoda; Insecta; Hymenoptera; Ichneumonidae
Gene: lsn
Product: vacuolar-sorting protein SNF8
Exons: 2
Coding region: 309-1064 (251 amino acids)
Biological process (GO): protein transport to vacuole involved in ubiquitin-dependent protein catabolic process via the multivesicular body sorting pathway
Cellular component (GO): ESCRT II complex
Source: RefSeq, a predicted model, not a curated record
GGAACCCACAUAAGAAGGGAUCCCAGCCAAACUGUUGAAACUGUAGAAGAAGAAGAAGAAGAAGAAGAAGAAGAAGAAGACAGUCCUGGAGCCUGGAGCAACGGUUAUCGCAUAAUUGUUGGCUCUUUUUUUUUCUUUCUGUGUACUUGUUUAUAAUCCGAAACUUAUUCAACGACGUAGCAGAUAACUUUACACAAACAAAGUACGAAUCAUUUGGAAAUGAUUUAAAUUCAAGUCCGAAAUGCUGAUUAAUACUAAAUUCAAUAAAUAGUCUGGUACUCUGUCUCAAAGCUUAAGAUUGAAUAAAAAUGAGAAGGAAAGCGGGUGUGGGAGCGAUUCACAAGCAAAAGUUGGAGCAGGAGAAAUACAAGGACAAAGGGACAGAGAUUCAAGAAUCACAGUUUGAACAAAUGACAAAACAAAUGGAAACUUUCAGAUCGAAUUUAGAAGAGUUUGCAACUAAUCACAAGAAUGAAAUAAAGAAGAAUGCUCAAUUCCGUCGUCAAUUUACCGAGAUGUGCGCCUCUAUAGGGGUCGAUCCGUUGGCUUCUGGAAAAGGCUUUUGGUCGGUAUUAGGAAUAGGAGAAUUUUAUUACGAGUUGGCAGUUCAAAUAGUGGAAGUGUGCUUAGCAACGAAUUACAAAACCGGUGGUUUAAUAUCACUCGACGAAUUACGAGACAGAUUGAUUCGAGCGAGGGGCAAGAGAAAGGAGCACCAAGAAAUAACGAAUGAGGAUCUGCUUGCGGCUGCAAAAAAACUACGUAUUUUUGGAAACGGUUUUGCGAUUGUGCCUGUUGGUAGGGGAAAACACUUGGUUCAUUCGGUACCAGGAGAAUUGAGUAUGGAUCACACCGCAGUUUUGCAACAAGCCAGUCUUUCGGGUGAAGCUCAUGUCUCUGCCUCGUUGUUACAAGACAAAUUGCACUGGGAGAAGGAUAGAGCUGAAAAAUCUCUGCAAUAUAUGGUUAAAAUGGGUUUAGCCUGGCUGGACGAGCAGGACUCGAGCGAAACUCUCUAUUGGUUUCCAAGCUUAUUUAACGCAUGCAUCGAUUCCAGUUCUUAAGCCAGCACUCUGCUGCUCAAAGCUUUGCGCCUAAGUAUCUCCCAUAAGAAUCUUACUUUGUAAAAAGAAAAAACUUGUUACCAUAACAUUGAGGUUCAAAAAAUUGCUUAUUCCACUUCCAGGCUCAUCGUUGAAAUUCGUUCUUUGUUCAAUUUUCCAUCGACUAUUAUUAUUAUUAUUAUUAUUAUUAUUAUUAUUAUUAUUAUUAAUAAUAUUAUUUACGACUUCUUUAUUUCAUAUUAUAUCUUGAAAUUAUCUGAAGUUGAACUUUUACCGAACGGAAUUGUUGAAAUUGCAUGAAGGUUUACUCCGAGACUUAAAAUAAACAUCUGAUCGAUCGAUAAAUACAAAUCUUUAUUUUUAUCUUUACACGAUAAAUGACAAUUGAGAAAAUGUCCUAUAAUAUUUACAACGACCUGCAAUAUGGGCCGAACGAAUGCAAGCAACUCGUAUCCUUGACAUUGUCACGUUAUCUCGUCUCCCUGAUCAAAUCUGAAAAAAUAAAAUAAAAUAAAACCAA